Archocentrus centrarchus (flier cichlid) is the source of this 1895-nucleotide messenger RNA. Its product is annotated as cytokine receptor common subunit beta-like. Lineage: Eukaryota; Metazoa; Chordata; Actinopteri; Cichliformes; Cichlidae. Gene Ontology annotation, cellular component: membrane; external side of plasma membrane. Gene Ontology annotation, molecular function: cytokine receptor activity; protein binding. The transcript has 12 exons. The record is from RefSeq and is a predicted model, not a curated record. Gene Ontology annotation, biological process: cytokine-mediated signaling pathway; immunoglobulin mediated immune response. Bases 407 to 1276 code for a protein of 289 amino acids.
CUGGAACCUCUCCCAUACGUCACAGCCUGAUAUUGUUAAGUUUGGAGCGCAAAGCAAGGUUCAGUGUACAGCUUGAAGAACCCUACAGACACACAAAUGAUAGAACACUCUGGACAGGGGAAGUCCGCAAGUCAGAAGAACACAUAAAGGCAACCCCUGCUUACCUCUGUGAAAAUGGUGAGAAAAAGCUAGAAUGCUGAAAUAAGGAGGGAAAAAAAAAUAUCAGGUGGAAUCAAGUCAGCAGUUUGAAGCAGAUCAUUUGCAGCUCAACCAGCAGGAUGAGAAGAAUCAGGACGCAGUGAGUCAAACCCUGAAGCAAGUACAAGCCUUCGGAUCUUCCAGUCACAGAGCUUUGGGAACAAACCAUCCCAGUGGUCUCCAAGAAGGAAAUCUGAUGACUGGAUAAAUGGAGAGAGAUAAGAAAUCCCUUUCCCUGUUUAUUCUGCUUCCUCUGCUGCUGGUCUGCAGAACUGAUGCGUGUCCCAGCCUCCCAGAUAAUCUCACCUGCUACAAUGACUACAGUAAAAACAUCACAUGUUUGUGGAACAGCACAUACGUGACUGAUCGCACAGACGCCGCAUGCACAAUACACGCCAAAUAUCAAGCUCGCUACUUGUCUUACAGUGCUUCCUGUCACCUGGAGCCUGUUGACAUCUCCAGACCAGCCCUGAAGACGUGCUCCCUGAUCUUUAAAUCUGACCACACUUUUAGUUCUUUCCAUGUGUUGUCCUUUAAUCUGAGCUGUAACCAUAUGAAGCCUGUAAUCACUUCCUACAAGCCAUAUUGUCACAUAAGGGUGAAUCCUCCAGGAAGACCAGAAGUCAACUUCACCACUAUUUCCUGGUUGUCCCAACUCACCGAGCAUUCAAUGAUCGACUUAUACAAAAGUGAAGUGCAGUGGAAACAGCAGGAUCAGUCGUGGAGCGAUCCUGCUGUGCAGAAAAACAUUGGCAUUCAGUGUGAGCAUAAGUGCGAGGCAGAGCUGAAGGAAGAUUUCCUGAUACGAGGCGAGAGGUACGAGGCACGAGUUCGAGUGCAGUCUGUUAUUGAGAGCCGUGAGGGAGCCUGGAGUGACUGGAGCCCCACUGCAUCAUGGGUGUCAUCGGCAGGAAAAAUAAAGCCACCAUUAGGUAUUGCCUAUGUUGUGACUAUAAUUGUUGUAGGUGUGGUGAUGUCGCUGGCAGUCAUGUUCUUACUAACAAAAAAAACUGGGUCUGCAUACCAGGCGGAGGAACAUCCAGCAGAGCGCAUGUUUCCAGCAUGUGUUCACCAGUGAAUCCUUUCACUCCUUCUUGAAACCAGUGGAAAUGAUCACAGUAGAAUUAACCUCCUCUGUGGAUGCCGUCACAGCCCGCAGGCCAGAUGAGAAGAUUGUGAUAAACAAAGGCAGCUAUGACUCCACCAGCUCCAGCUUCUCUAACCCAACUAACUCUGACCUUUGUGUUCCUCCUAUUUCCUCACUCAGUGCUGGGAAUCUGAGGCCGUGUGCGACUGACACGCCUUAUGGCCCUGUUGGUACUCAGGGUCAAGGAAAAUGCACAGAACAGGAGAGCAAUGAAGGGAGAGAGAAAGAACAUGAGAUGGUAAAGUCCCUUCUCAAAGGCAGCAGCAACAGUGAGCCAGUGCAGGUGAUUUCAGACUAUGAAAAGUCUGAGAAGCUCAACAUUGAUCGCUUUAGGCUCCAGAGUCUAGAUUCAGGCAUGUCCAGUUUUGAAGAGGUCAGUAAAGAGAGCAUGGAGGAUGUUGAUAAGUCCACUGAAUCUACACACUUCCUGUUUCCACCUCAUCCUCCCAGGGCUUUAUCCCCCAAGCCCCUCAGCAACUUUUACAGAUGCACUGUGGAGAGCAUCCUGACAAACUCCAUCACGGUGUGGUAUGGAAACUGCGCCACUCAG